This is a messenger RNA of Pisolithus orientalis, 797 nucleotides long. RefSeq lists its product as uncharacterized. The annotation marks the transcript as partial. The record is from RefSeq and is a predicted model, not a curated record. The transcript has 4 exons. NCBI's taxonomy places the organism in Eukaryota, Fungi, Basidiomycota, Agaricomycetes, Boletales, Pisolithaceae.
CAAUGCCUCGAUUCCCAAUGAAACACCAGAGACCUUACAUCACCUGUAGGGCCAGUGCACCUCAAAUUUGUCCAACAAGUGAAACUCUUCCACACAGUGGCAUUGACAUGGAGGAGAUAGCAAUGCAAACCAUCACAUACAUGACCUUACUCACAGAGAAUUUGUCAGCAGUUCACACACUCAAGCAGCCCAUGAAUGUCCACUGGCAUAUUCUGGCUCAAGGACAGGCCUCACCCUAUGAGGCAGGCUUGCCAGCACUUGAUAGUCAGGAUCAGAUGGUGUUGCAAGUUAGGAUGGAGAGUAUCAUUAACUGUCUUCCUGUGACAGUAGAUGAGCACUUACAGAUUGCUUGUGCAGCAAACACACUCUUGUUACUUCAAAAUAAUAUUAGCAUUGGGCUACCUGCUUCUGAAGCAUGUAAAGUGUGGAGAUUGAUAAACCAACAUUGGGCUGAGUGCCAGCCAAGGCACAUAGUGCAGGGGGUGAAAUACUGCCCUUUGUUACCAUUGUCCCCUCCACCAAUCUUUCAACAACUGAAGUCAGGAUUGCAUCACUUCCACACCAACAUUGAUGAGGUGGAUGCCAUGCUCAAGUUUCCUUCUCUUCCUCCAGUUAUUGGCAAAGAAUUCUACCUGAAUGAAGAGCCAGGUAUUCACUACUGUGUCCAAGGUGUACUUCCAUCUCUUCAAGGCAAAGAUCACUUUGUGAUACAGUAUGAGAAUAUCAGAGAUCCAGAUCUUGUUGGUGCUGAUGAGCUGAAACACAUGUUGCUUAACAGCAACAUUGUCAUGGACUGA